AUGGCGGAAGUACUCACCCCCUCAUUCAAAGCCUUCAACUUGAAGACUGCUAGUACUUGUGGCUGUGUGAACAGAUGGUUAUGCGACAAUGAGGCUCGUGCAGUGGAAAUAUGGAUUUUGUUUGUUUCAGCCUACGAUGAAUGUACGUAUAUGGUUAGAGUAAGAGAUCUUACGAUGAUGGCCGACGAUGAUAACCCAUUCUCCUGCCUAGAAGCCUGA
Messenger RNA from Sclerotinia sclerotiorum 1980 UF-70, 219 nucleotides. RefSeq lists its product with no specific name. The transcript is spliced from 2 exons. NCBI's taxonomy places the organism in Eukaryota, Fungi, Ascomycota, Leotiomycetes, Helotiales, Sclerotiniaceae. The coding region runs from base 1 to 219 and encodes 72 amino acids. The record is from RefSeq and is a predicted model, not a curated record.